Messenger RNA from Debaryomyces hansenii CBS767, 186 nucleotides. RefSeq names its product DEHA2F03212p. The transcript has a single exon. NCBI's taxonomy places the organism in Eukaryota, Fungi, Ascomycota, Pichiomycetes, Serinales, Debaryomycetaceae. The coding region runs from base 1 to 186 and encodes 61 amino acids. The record is from RefSeq and is a predicted model, not a curated record.
AUGCCUGACGAUAAAUUAAAUAUGGCCAAAAGCAUUGGUGCCUCGAUCGCUGGUUCAGUAGGUGGUGCCAAAGUAGCAGAUAAGUUACAUCUAGGUAACGGUGGCCAUAUGGCUACCAGUAUUGCUGGAAGUAUUGGUGCUAACAAUGUUUUACAUCACUUUGAAGACAAGGACGGUAAGAAAUAG